AUGGUGGAGGCAGCGUCUUCGCUGCGGGAGGGCCUGAGGGAGCUGGGGCCCACGCUCGACAGCCUGUGGAAGGAGGUCCGGGACGCGCGCGACGCCAGGGAGCACGCCGCGGCUUCGCUCCAGAGGCUCAGGGCGGACGUGGAGGCGGAGGUGCUCAAGCAGGUGGAGCAGCUGGGCGUCCGGCUGGCGACGCAGGUGGACGCCCAGGUGGAGGCGAGGCUGGCACAGCAUGGCGAGGUCACCCGCGAGAUGACUAAGCUCCGCGAGGAGCUGAAAUCCCAGCUGACGAAGGCCGAGGCCCGCGCCCUCGUCGACGAGCGCGUGCAGGUGGCGGCCCUCGAGGCGGCGCGGCCCGCCGCGGAGGCCGCCUGCGGGCCGCUGCUGGCCGAGCUGCGCGCGGCCCUCGGCGAGGCCCCCGCCGGGCAGCUUGCCGCGCUGCGCGCGGGCGCCGCGCGGGCCGAGGAGCAGCUGGCGGCCGCACAGGGCGAGCUGCAGGCGCAGCGCGCGGCGACGGCCAGGCUGGCCGAGGACGUGGUCGACACGAAGAGGCUGUCGGAGGCCGCCCAGGCGGCCGCGCAGUGGGCCGCGGACGCGGCGGUGAACGCCACGCGCGGGUCGCGGGCGGAGCCGGGGCGCUUCUCCGAGGAGCCACCGCUGCUCGGCCAGCUGAGGAGGCGGGUGGACCAGUGCCAGGCGGACUUCUCCAGGGUCAACAAGAUCUGCGAGGACCUCGAGCUCGCCCACCGCCAGCUCUUCCUGGCGCGCCCAGAGCUCGCCGCGCUGGACGGCAGGCUGCGCGCCGUCGAGGAGGCUUCGGCAGCUACCGGAUGGCACCUUUGUCGCGCGCCCGCAGUGCCGACCGCUCCGGGCGCGCAGGCGUUCGCCGCGUGCUGCCGCCGCCGCCGCCUCCGCUUCCGACGCCCACGCCGUCGUCGGUUGCGUCGGCGUCGUCGCCGCUGUGCCUUUGCGUCCUCGGCGGCCUCCUCGACCUCGUCGGCGGCGUCAUUGGCGUCGCCAUCGGCCUCGCGUUGGCUUUUUCUACUUCGUCGUCGUCGUCGGCGUCGUCGUCGUUUGUGA
Molecule: messenger RNA, 1077 nt
Organism: Prorocentrum cordatum
Lineage: Eukaryota; Dinophyceae; Prorocentrales; Prorocentraceae
Source: the annotation of a GenBank genome assembly